Ooceraea biroi (clonal raider ant) is the source of this 1785-nucleotide messenger RNA. RefSeq lists its product as uncharacterized. Lineage: Eukaryota; Metazoa; Arthropoda; Insecta; Hymenoptera; Formicidae. The record is from RefSeq and is a predicted model, not a curated record. Gene Ontology annotation, molecular function: S-adenosylmethionine-dependent methyltransferase activity.
UCAGUAGCAGUAACAUCAUGGCAAGUCCGGCUGCUUACGUCUCUACGAAUGAUCUCCAAAAAAAGUGGGUUUUACAGAUAACCGAUGAUUUCGCUGAAGAUCUAAAUAAAAUAUCGGGCAAGUGCAUGGACAUUGGUUGUGGUCCCGGCGAUGUAACAAGAAACAUACUUUUGCCGAGUCUCAAUCCAGAUGCAACAAUAAUAGGCACGGAUAUUUCGAAAAUCAUGAUCGAAUACGCGAACAACUCGUACGUUGACAGCAAACGGAUCGAAUUCGAAGUGUUGAACAUGGAGACGACGAAUCUGCCUAAAAAAUACGUGUCCGAGUUUGAUCAUCUGUUUUCGUUUCACGCAGUGCACUGGUGCAAGGACAUUCGGCAAGCAUUUCAAAAUAUGUAUGACAUACUUCGGCCUGGUGGAACUAUGCUUAUAGCCUUGCUAAAAUCCUACGACACGUUGGAAGUAUGCUGUCAAUUUUUGAAGCAAGACAUCCGCACUGCGCCGUACAUGCGAUACAACAGAGCAUACUUGUCGCCAUUUCAUUCUUCUACUCGACCUUGCGAAGAACUGAAAGAGUUGCUCAACGAUAUUGGAUUUACAGUUCAUCAUUGCGAUCAUCAAGAAAUGACGUUAACUGUAAAGGAUGUAGAAGGUGCAUUAUCCUCGCUGAUCUCUCUUGUCCUGAAUAAGAUAUCAUGCGACGAAAAAGAAGAAUUGAAGGAAGAUUUUAAACACGUAUAUGAAGAAGCAAGAGUUAAAUAUCGCGGGGAUGAUCCACGUUUUUGUAUCAACGGCGAACGGAAUCAAAUGACUAUUAUAGAUUCACAUACACUGUUGAUAGUAUACGCACAAAAAAGUAUGUCCGAAUUAUACAAGUGCGAACACAUAGUACUGCAACAAAUUAGUCAGUCAGUUAUAACAAUCAGUAAUAUUAUAACAAAAGUUAUGACGAGUCCAACGCUAUAUCUUUCUAAUACUGAUCUGCAAAAUGGCAAAAUAUCGUACCUAAUAAGCGAGUUUGACGAGGAAUUGAUGAAAAUGUCCGGAAAAUGCAUGGACAUCGGUUGCGGUCCCGGAAGUAUAACGAAGGAACUACUUCUACCUGCCCUAGGCGCAAACGUGAAGUUGAUAGGUACGGACAUCUCAGAGAAGAUGAUCGAGUACGCGAAGAACGCUUACAGGGAGGAGAAACGUUUGGACUUCGAAGUGCUGGAUAUUCAAACGAAGAAUCUGCCGGCGAAAUACGUCUCUAACUUCGACAACGUGUUCUCGUUCUAUACUUUGCAGUGGUGCAACGACAUCCAACAGUCAUUUGAAAAUAUCUAUCGCAUGCUUCGUCAUGGUGGAACUAUGCUUAUACUUAUGGUACCGUCUGACCCUGUAUUCGACAUUUUCCAAAUGCUGAUUAAUGAUAUCCGCUUUUCAUCGUAUUUACAAGGCGCGGAGAAAUUUCUUCCGGCAUAUCAGAAUGUUGCCGAACCACACAAACAUGUAAAAGACUUGCUUAAAGACAUUGGAUUUGAGGUUUACCACUGCAGUUGUAGAGAUAACGUAAAUAUGAUUAAGAGCAGAGAAUUUUUUUUAAGUAUGAUAUUAUCCAUCUUUGAAUUGAACUUGGACAAGAUGCCACAUGAUCUAAAAGAAGAAUUCAAGGAUACAUUUGUGCGUGAAUAUCAUAAAAGGAAUACAUAUAUACAUACCUUGAUGAAUGAUGGUCAGGAGCAAACUUUGCAAAUACACAAAACACUAAUAAUUUACGCACAAAAAUCUGAAUAACAAUUUAAAC